UGUUCCGGGGUCGCUCUGACCACCACAGCCUCGACUGCAGAGUCCACUUCGCAUUUUGAGCGACGCCCCCAAAUUCCGUGCAGAGUGUUUGCAGACCCUCCGGGACGGAGAGGUGGAGGAGGAAUCGGCAGCUCCGCCGUCCAUAUACGCUACAAUCAGCACGCCAUUAGUUCAUGUCUUCAUCAUAUCUUUGACGGGGGGAGUCGGGCUCGCGUCGGGAAGCUCUCCAGGACUCUGAGGCUGCUGCAGAGAAUGGGAAUAGGGACUCAGGCCAAGGCUUGCCAUUUUGGCUGAAGUAACAGCAGGACGGUUGUCAACCCCGCGUCGGCUACGAUCCCCCUUCUCCCUCACCUCUCCUCCCAAACGCACACAAACAAGGACAGACGCCCCCCCCCCUCCCCUCCGUACCUAGCCACGGCUAUGUCCACCGCGGUAGACAUCGCUGGCCCUUCCUCCCCUGAUCAGGCCCACAGCAGCGCUAAAAUCCCCAAUGAGCCGCUGAGACCCAGCCUGAAGCGCUCCAGCCACCCCUACAGCCUCUCCCAUUACAUCUCCACCCCUUCCCCGGCCGUGGAUGUUAAAGGCCUGAUCCAGCCCUCCCCGGGCCAGCAGCGGGCCGCCCAGCCCGGCCACGCCAAGCCCCGCCGGGCCCCCUCCUCCUGGCCAGACAUGUUCGAGUCGCCCAGCGGGCUGCACCUGGCCCACGCCGCAGAGCUGCUGAUGCGCGCCGGGCUGCUGGCCCUCACCCCCGCCGCCACGGAGCAGGCCAGCCUGGGCGCCCCCAGCAGCCAGCCGGCCAAGAAGGAGGCGGCGGCGGAGGCCAAGGUGGCGAAGGGCGACGGGGAGGCGGGCGGAUCGGGGCCCGAGGAGGAGGAGGAGGACUCCUCCGGAUGCGGCGCCGACUUCCAGCCUUUCCUGGGCGCCUGGUUCCCCUUCAGCCCGGCCCUGUUCCCUCUGGCGGGCUUCCAGAUGGGGGGAGGCCACUGGCGGAGCACGGCCGUGGGAGCGGAGAGCAUAGAGGGGCUGGUGGCCGAGGGCUACUCCCCGGGCUCGCUGGGCGGCGGCGGCGGCGGCCGGAGGAAGAGGAAGCGGUGCGGGGAGUGCGUGCCGUGCAGGCGUCAGACGAACUGCGAACAGUGCAGCAGCUGUCGCAACCGCAAGAGGGGACACCAGAUCUGUAAAUACAGGAAGUGCGAGGAGCUGAAGAGGAAGCCGGGUGGGCCCGGGUUCGAGAGCAGAGUGUCGGGCUUCGACCUGAGGGGGUCCGACUUCACUUUGGGCCUGGCGCAGGAGAGGAGCAACGGAGCCUUGGACGGAUAGUAAUGUUUGUGGCGGCAGCAUUUUGUCAGAGGAUCCUGGUUGGAUGAUUGUUGAGGAGCUGCAGUUUUAAGAAAAAAAAAAAAAAACAAAACAAACAAACAAAACAAAACACAACGGGACACUACGUCAACACGCUGGGACGGUGGCUGAGAGAUCUGCGGAUCAGGUGUCUAGCGAGGAGCUGCAGCUCCGUUAAAGAAUGUCCACACUCGUUCCCAUCCUUUCUUUUGACAAUCAGUGAAUUGGAGAGGAGAGAAAGAAGGAUACCAAUGUGUGUCAAUAUUUAGAUGACAACAAAAAUGCUGUAAAUAGACUGUAAAUAUCUGGAAAACAUUAUGUCCUCUUCUUCUUCUUCUUCUUUAUUAUUAUUAUUUUUUUUUUUACAUUGCUUUCCAGGUUGGCUGUAUUGUGCUUCAACAUAAGAAGGAGCCAGAUGUUUCGUUUCUCAUGGGGAGUUUUGUUUCUGUUGUUCUGACGUCACUGCAUCAGUAAGAAAUGAAUGAGUUCAGCCUCGGCUAAAUUAUUUCAUGUGCAACUUGUACUGUAUAGCUCUGUUUGCCCUUUUGAAAUAAAAGAAAUUUGCCAUGCG
Salarias fasciatus (jewelled blenny) is the source of this 1909-nucleotide messenger RNA. RefSeq names its product CXXC finger protein 5b (gene cxxc5b). NCBI's taxonomy places the organism in Eukaryota, Metazoa, Chordata, Actinopteri, Blenniiformes, Blenniidae. The record is from RefSeq and is a predicted model, not a curated record. Gene Ontology annotation, molecular function: zinc ion binding; methyl-CpG binding. Gene Ontology annotation, cellular component: nucleus. The transcript has 2 exons. Bases 421 to 1320 code for a protein of 299 amino acids.